AUGGAGUCAGAGGCGGCGCGCACGUCAGCGACCACCACCGCCGCCAGCGCCGCGGCAGAGGCCACCACUGAGGAGGUGGGGGCGGAGGCCGCGGAGGCGGAGACCACAGAGGCGGAGGCUGCGGAGGCAGCCGCAGAGGCGAAGACGAGGGGAGGGGCCGCCACUGGAACGACCACGGCGGCAGAGGUGGCAGACGUCACCACUGAGGCGACGGAGGCCGCCGAGGCGACGGCGGCUCCAGUUGGGAGGACGACGGAGGCCACCAGGGCAACAAAGUCCACGAGCGUGACCGACACCACCACGGAGGUUCCGCAGGCGAAGGCCACCAGCGGCGCCAUGUGGCGGCAGGUGAUGCUGGACGAACAGGCAGAGAUCCAGAGGUCGAGUGAGAAGACCCCUGCGGAGGAGUCGACGGGGACGCAACAGCCGGCCCUGGUCAUGACGUUCCGCCCGAUCGGGGAGCAGAGCCGCGCCCACGACGUGGACGCCGAGGUGGCCAAGAGGUGA
Molecule: messenger RNA, 507 nt
Organism: Prorocentrum cordatum
Lineage: Eukaryota; Dinophyceae; Prorocentrales; Prorocentraceae
Source: the annotation of a GenBank genome assembly